AAAGGCGCCAAUCAUGAAUGUUAUGCAAAGAGUGAAUGACUACGACAAAUCGACAAGUAGUGUUGAUCGUCUCAGGUCAAGAGUUUUGUACAACCAACACUGUACUUGAGAAAAGUAGUUGGCUACUGAACCCUAAAACUGCUUCUACUUUGGUAUCCAACGAGUUUGUCACGAGAGAGGAUGAAGCUUCAAAUACUCCAGUCCGCGUGUGUCUCAAUCAACUUGGAUUGGACUUGGACCCCGAGUUUUUUCGAGUAUGUUUGAAUUUUGUUCGGUAUCAGUGCUUGGUUUGCAGUGAAGAAGAGAAUCUUGAUGGCGUUUUGCUUACCGCAAAACAGCUAAAGUUGUUCGACUUGGUUCGAGUUAUAGAAAAGAAAAGGGAGGAUAAUAGAAAGUCAGCCGAAGACGUGAGACGUCGGCAACUUUUAAACAUGUUUAACUUUACAGGAUGGUUGCACGCGGAAACGUUGAAGGAGGUCAACUAUAAUUGUCGUCCAGUUCAGGCUUCAGAGGUGGAUUUUAGUGGACUAGAUUUAAGUUUUGUUCAGGCACCUGGAGAAGCUUUUACUGGUAUGAAUCGAUCGAACUUUCGCAAAGCAAACUUUAGCAACUGUAGACUUUAUGGAGCCAAUUUUCGUGGAGCUGACUUGUCUUAUGCUUGUCUUCGUAAUGCAGACUUGAGAAAGGCUGAUUUUCGUGAUACUAUUCUGGUUGGAGCUGACUUGUGUGGAUGUCAAGUGGAACAUGCCAAUUUUAUUGGCUGUAGUUUUGAUGGAGCGAAAAUGGAAAAGUUGGUCGGUGUGGAACGUUCGACAAUCCACGCUGCGAUGCAUAGCAAACUGAAUGAAAAGCCACUUGCUACUCAGAAAAAGUGGUACACUCCUUGGACAUAGAAUCUUUCUUUGCUUUCAUGGUGCGAUAACUUGUGAGAC
This is a messenger RNA of Galdieria sulphuraria, 932 nucleotides long. Its product is annotated as potassium channel tetramerization domain-like protein. Bases 36 to 893 code for a protein of 285 amino acids. Lineage: Eukaryota; Rhodophyta; Bangiophyceae; Galdieriales; Galdieriaceae. The transcript has 5 exons. The record is from RefSeq and is a predicted model, not a curated record.